Messenger RNA from Dibothriocephalus latus, 234 nucleotides. The record is from the annotation of a GenBank genome assembly. NCBI's taxonomy places the organism in Eukaryota, Metazoa, Platyhelminthes, Cestoda, Diphyllobothriidea, Diphyllobothriidae.
AACUGCGGCGCUACAACGACUCCGCUAUGGCGCCGUGAUGGACAGGGCAAUUACCUCUGCAACGCCUGUGGCCUCUACCAGAAAAUGAACGGACAAAAUCGACCCUUAAUUAAACCAAAGAGGAGACUGGUGAGUGUCAGUUUGCAUAUUUGGAACGCCUCCUCACCGUUGAGAUCAUCUUCAAUUGUAGUUACUGCAGUUAUUUAUCACCAAACCCUCGCUUGGGGUUUAUAA